UUCUACAGGGGAACAGAAGUCCAUUCUCGUGAGGUCCACCUACAAACCACUAUGUAUGAAGACUGCAUCCAGUCCAUUGAGGACUAUUAUCUCCUCUGUGACACAGACAGGACAUGGUGCAUUGUGCUAGAGGCCCUGGCAGCCAUUGGCAUAGUGGUUACAAUUAUACUGCUCUUAGCAUUUCUCUUCCUCAUACGGAGGGUCCAAGACUGCGGCCAGUGGAAUGUUCUUCCCACCCAGCUUCUCUUCCUCCUGGGUGUGCUGGGGCUCUUUGGCCUAGCUUUUGCCUUCAUCACCUGCCUCAAUGAGCAUACUGCCCCUGUACGUUACUUUCUCUUUGGGGUUCUCUUUGCUAUCUGUUUCUCAUGCCUCUUGGCUCAUGCCUCCAACUUGGUGAAGCUGGUCCGGGGUAGAGUCUCCUUCUCUUGGGUGACAAUUCUGUACAUUGCGCUUGGUGUCAGCCUGUUGCAGGUGCUCAUUGCCAUUGAGUAUGUGGGUCUCAUGAUGACCAGAGGCAUGAAGUUUGUGCACCUGACACCCUGUCAGCUCAAUGUGGACUUCGUGGUACUCCUGGUCUAUGUCCUCCUCCUGAUGGCCGCCACGUUCUUCAUCUCCAAAGCCAGUUUCUGUGGCCCGUGUGAGAACUGGAAGCAGCACGGAAGGCUCAUCUUCGUCACUGUGCUCAUCUCCAUCGUUAUCUGGGUGAUAUGGAUCUCCAUGCUCCUGUGUGGCAACCCACGGCUCCAGCGGCAGCCCCAGUGGGACGACCCUGUCAUCUGCAUCGCCCUGGUCACCAAUGCAUGGGUUUUCCUGCUGCUGUACAUCAUACCUGAGCUCUGCAUCCUCUACAAGUCAUCUAGGCAGGUCUGCCCUUCGCAAGGCGGUGCCUGCCCGGGCCCAGCCUCAGCCUACCCACAGAGCUUCAGAGUGGAGAACCUGGAACUCUCAAGAGCCCAAGACAGUGAUGGAGCUGAGGAGGAUGUGGCAUUAACUUCAUUUGGUACACCCACUCAGCUGCAGGCUGUUGAUCCCACACAGGAGUGCCUCAUCCCACGGGCUAAACUAAGCCCCCAGCAAGCUGCAGGAUUAUAAAGUCCACUGGAAGCUUAAGUAGUGAAAACCUGGAAGACCACCCUAAUGUAGCCCUGCUGGGCCACUGGGGACCCCACAGAGUCAUGCUGCCAACAGAGGAUUGGCUCAUGCUUCCUU
This is a messenger RNA of Manis javanica (Malayan pangolin), 1209 nucleotides long. RefSeq names its product G protein-coupled receptor class C group 5 member D (gene GPRC5D). Gene Ontology annotation, biological process: G protein-coupled receptor signaling pathway. The record is from RefSeq and is a predicted model, not a curated record. NCBI's taxonomy places the organism in Eukaryota, Metazoa, Chordata, Mammalia, Pholidota, Manidae. Gene Ontology annotation, cellular component: plasma membrane; extracellular exosome; intracellular membrane-bounded organelle. Gene Ontology annotation, molecular function: protein kinase activator activity; G protein-coupled receptor activity.